AUGUUUUCCUCGCUCGCGCUCUCUGCGGUGCCCCUGAUCCUGGCUGGUUUGCAGGCCGUGACGGUCGGCGCAGUUCCAACCAUCUCCGCCGUAGGAUCCAAGUUUUUCUACGAAAAUGGCACUCAGUACUACCUGAAAGGCAUUGCUUAUCAGCUAACCCCCAAUGACCCGCUCGUCGAUACCGCCCAAUGCAAGCGGGAUAUCGUUCGCAUGUCCGAGCUGGGCACCAAUGCUAUCCGUGUGUAUCACGUCGAUCCCAAGGCCGAUCACAAGGGCUGCAUGUCAGCUUUCGCGGACGCAGGGAUCUAUCUGUUCGUCGAUCUCGAUACCUUCACCACUCAAAUCGAGCAGACUGAGCCCCACUGGAACCAGACCCAGCUUGACCGCUUCACCGAGGUUCUUGAUGAAUUUCAAAAUUAUGACAACACCGCUGGUGUAUUCGUUGGCAACGAGGUUCUGACCACGGCCGAUGGCUCUGCUGCUGCGCCUUACGUGCUCGCUGCCGCUCGCGACGUCAAAGCCUAUCGUGAUCGCAAGGGCUACCGAGAGAUUCCUGUCGGUUAUUCCGCCGCUGAUAUCGCUGAUCUACGCCCCAUGCUGCAAAACUACCUCGCCUGCCAGUCAAAUGCCUCUGACCGUCUUGACUUUUAUUCGCUGAAUGCGUACGAAUGGUGUGGUGACUCUUCAUACACCGUCUCUGGUUACAAUAUGUUGCAGAAGAAUGCCACCGACUACCCUAUUCCGAUCUUUUUCUCUGAGACAGGGUGCAAUACCCCCACUCCUCGAACUUUUGACGACCAAGCGGCUAUUUUUGGCAAAGACAUGGCUGACACUUGGUCCGGCGCCAUCAUCUACGAGUGGAUUGAGGAAACCAACGACUACGGUCUUAUCAGCUAUGGACCAUCCGCCAAGGCCGCCACCGCCACCAGUGUCGAAGAUGGCUACACACGCAAAGGCACUCCGACACCUGUCUCACCUGAUUUCGGAAAUUUGAAGAAGCAUUGGGCAACAUUGCAUCCCACUGGAGUUGCGCUUUCCGAAUACAAGAAGUCAUCUAGCAGUCCUUCUCUCGAAUGCCCUGCCUCAACCAAAGGAGGCUGGGCGGUUGAUCCUAGCUCGCCGCUUCCCACACUGGGACAAACAUACACAAAGUCGUCAACUACUGGAAAGCAAACCAGUCAGAGCACUUCGACCUCUGGAUCAGCCACCUCCACCGCGUCUGGUAAAGGCAACGCUGCCAAUUCCAAGUCGUUUGUCGCCGGGUCGACCACCGAGCGCAUGUUGAUGGCCUCUUUCGUUCUGUCUGCUGGUCUGGGUGCUCUAGCUUAUUGGCUGUGA
Messenger RNA from Penicillium manginii, 1338 nucleotides. RefSeq names its product putative 1,3-beta-glucanosyltransferase (gene gel6). NCBI's taxonomy places the organism in Eukaryota, Fungi, Ascomycota, Eurotiomycetes, Eurotiales, Aspergillaceae. The coding region runs from base 1 to 1338 and encodes 445 amino acids. Gene Ontology annotation, biological process: fungal-type cell wall (1->3)-beta-D-glucan biosynthetic process. The record is from RefSeq and is a predicted model, not a curated record. The transcript is spliced from 3 exons. Gene Ontology annotation, cellular component: cytoplasm; fungal-type cell wall. Gene Ontology annotation, molecular function: 1,3-beta-glucanosyltransferase activity.